GUCGAUCCUUUUGACAGCCAUCCCGUGAAUGAAUCAGAUCUGGAGCUACAGUCGCUAUCUCGUUCCGCACACGACACCGAAACAGACUCUGAUCUAGACCUGUCAGAUUCACAGAUGAAGCGCCGGACUCGUGACAAGACUGCCAAAAACGGUGCUCCUCCGGGCCUGACCAUCGAAACAGGACAAGGACAAAACGGCCUCGUAAACGGCGACAUGAAUUCGCAGCUGGAGAUGCGGAGAAAGGACCCUUCGGUCGACGCGCCCUCGUCAGCGCAGCACGCCACGCGCGUGAUGGAGCGAGAGAGCUUCACCCUAGAUGACGAGCCGCCCGAGGUGCCUCGCACCCCGAUGCUGAAGAAUACAAGUUUCUACGCGCUGCCGGAGCAGGAUCGCCGCAAUUUCUUGCUGCUCGUGCUGCUGUACUUUCUCCAGGGCAUCCCCAUGGGCCUGGCCAGUGGCUCGGUGCCGUUCCUUCUCAAACCGCACAUUUCGUAUGGUCAAAUCGGUGUCUUCUCGUUGGCCUCGUAUCCGUACUCGUUGAAACUGCUCUGGAGCCCGAUCGUGGAUGCUGUGUGGAGCAAAAGGCUGGGUCGCCGCAAGAGCUGGAUCACCCCGGUACAAUUGCUUUCGGGCUUGGCCAUGGUGUAUCUGUCUGGACACGCCGAAACGAUGUUGCGCGCGGCUGGCGAAAGUGACGCCAAUGUGUGGACUUUUACCAAAUGGUGGUUCUUCCUCGUUUUCCUCUGCGCAACUCAGGAUAUUGCCGUCGACGGCUGGGCGCUUACUCUCCUUUCACCACAAAACAUCUCCUACGCUUCUACCGCACAGACAGUUGGCCUUACCGCUGGUCACUUCCUUUCGUAUACCGUGUUCCUCGCAUUCAACUCUGCCGAUUUUGCCAACAAGUGGUUCCGCUCGCCAGCAAAUGCCGAUCCUGAACAUGGUUUGUUGUCGCUCGGAGGCUAUAUUGCGUUUGCCGGAUGGGCUUACAUUGUCGUGACCAUUGCACUGUUUUUGCUUAAGAAGGAGGAGCGCAGCAAUGACAAGGACGGCAUUAUCGAGGUCUACCACAGCAUGUGGAGUGUGUUGAAACUGAAAAACAUUCAAAUGAUCAUCAUUGUCCAUCUGAUUGCCAAAAUUGGAUUCCAGGCAAACGACGGAGUCACAAGCCUCAAGCUCAUCGACAAGGGCUUUGGCCAGGAUAACAUGGCAUUGGUUGUGCUCAUCGACUUUCCAUUCGAGAUCGCUUUGGGUUAUUAUGCCGGCCAGUGGUCCACCGAAUACACUCCGAUGAGGCUAUGGUGCUGGGCGUUUAUGGGCCGACUGGCGGCUGCUGUGUUUGCUCAGUUUACUGUCAUGAUAUACCCAGCCGGCUCAGAGAUUCCAUUCUGGUAUCUGUUGACUGUGAUUGGAGAGCAUGUGCUGUCGACCUUUAUGAACACGGUCAUGUUUGUGGCCGUGUCUGCGUUCCAUGCUCGCAUCUCCGAUCCAGCCAUUGGAGGAACUUAUAUGACACUUCUUGCCACGGUUUCCAAUCUUGGAGGAACAUUCCCGAAAUUCUUCAUUCUCAAACUUGUCGAUGCCUUUACCACAGCAACUUGUAUCCCCCCAUCGACACGCCCCGACACUUCGAAACUCACUGGCGACCUCGUCACUUCGGCCUUUUCUUGUGCUCUCGAAGCAGACAAGAGUCGCUGCAAAGCCGGCGGCGGCGAAUGCGUAAUCGAGCAGGACGGUUACUACAUGACUAAUGUUAUUUGCGUCCUUAUUGGCGUUGUUACGUUUUACCUAUACAUCCGACCCACGGCGCUCAAACUGCAGGCACUGCCACUGCGGGCCUGGAGGGUAACACUGGGCAGUGGGAAUAGAGAUUAG
Talaromyces rugulosus is the source of this 1875-nucleotide messenger RNA. RefSeq lists its product as uncharacterized. The annotation marks the transcript as partial. NCBI's taxonomy places the organism in Eukaryota, Fungi, Ascomycota, Eurotiomycetes, Eurotiales, Trichocomaceae. The transcript is spliced from 2 exons. Gene Ontology annotation, molecular function: acetyl-CoA transmembrane transporter activity. The record is from RefSeq and is a predicted model, not a curated record. Gene Ontology annotation, cellular component: membrane.